Messenger RNA from Anolis sagrei ordinatus, 776 nucleotides. It is a transcript of the gene COX4I1, whose product is annotated as cytochrome c oxidase subunit 4I1. NCBI's taxonomy places the organism in Eukaryota, Metazoa, Chordata, Lepidosauria, Squamata, Anolidae. Gene Ontology annotation, biological process: mitochondrial electron transport, cytochrome c to oxygen. The record is from RefSeq and is a predicted model, not a curated record.
CUCUGGCCUUCCUUUUCCUCUCCCCACUUCCUGUUUCCGCGCGCGUCCUCCCUCUGCGGCGUAGAGGACACGGGACGGAGCCGGGCCUGGAGGCGGAGGAGGCUGCAGGAUGUUGGCUUCAAGGGCAUUUAGCCUUCUUGGCAAAAGGGCAAUUUCCACUUCAGUUUGCCUCAGGGCACAUGGGCAUGGCGUUGUGAAAACGGAGGACUUCAGCUUGCCCUCGUAUGUCGACCGCCGGGAUAUCCCUUUGCCAGACGUUGCGUAUACAAAAACUCUCUCUUCUGGGCAGAAAGCCCUGAAAGAGAAAGAGAAGGCGUCAUGGAGUGCUCUUUCACUGGAGGAUAAAGUUGAACUGUACCACAUCAAAUUCCAUGAAAGCUUUGCUGAGAUGAACAGGCCUUCCUCUGAAUGGAAGACAGUUGUUGGCACCAUACUCUUCUUCAUUGGCUUCACUGGCUUUAUUGUCAUUUGGCAAAGGCUAUAUGUUUUUGGGCCCAUCCCUCACACCUUCUCAGACGAGUGGAAAGCCAUGCAGACCCAAAGAAUGCUGGACAUGAGGGUGAACCCGAUCCAAGGCUUCUCCGCCAAGUGGGACUACGAGAAGAAGGAAUGGAAAAAGUAAAAGCACUCCGGGAAUCGCCACUUUGGCCCCAAGCUUGAAAUCUCCAACAUGAUUCCGUCACCUCCAUGCGACUGCACUUCUUCUGGUGUCUGGGGAAUUAACUCCUCCUUGAGAGAGAAAUCUUAAUAAAUGUCUGGUUUACUUGAAAAAAAAA